Messenger RNA from Parastagonospora nodorum SN15, 1035 nucleotides. RefSeq lists its product as hypothetical. Gene Ontology annotation, molecular function: ammonia-lyase activity. The transcript has a single exon. NCBI's taxonomy places the organism in Eukaryota, Fungi, Ascomycota, Dothideomycetes, Pleosporales, Phaeosphaeriaceae. The record is from RefSeq and is a predicted model, not a curated record. Bases 1 to 1035 code for a protein of 344 amino acids.
AUGGAGAAAUCGAGACAGGGCAUACAGGGCAUUGGUCGCAUGUUGUUCUCACAGUGCACUGAAAUCAUCAAUCCUGCAACAAACAGAGGUCUACCACCGAAUCUUGUAGCUGAAGAUCCAAGCACCUCCAUGAUCUUUAAAGGCACAGAUCUCAAUGUCGCAGCAUUGACUGCUGAGCUAGGCUUCCUCGCAAACCCUGUGAAUCACGUUCAAACCGCCGAGAUGGGUAACCAAUCACUCAACUCGCUGGCUCUGAUUUCAGCCCGUUACACGCACACGGCGAACGAGGUCUUGUCGCAACUCAUGGCCGCACACAUCAUUGCUCUCUGUCAGGCGCUGGAUCUUCGAGCUAUGCACAUGCAGUUCGUAGAAAACUACAGAGCCGAGUUUUUCCAGCUAGUAGAAAAGCACUACGAGUUGGGCGGAUCGCUACAAAACUUUGACGGCCCUUUGAACAACAAGGAACCAGUUCAUUCGAGCCCUGUCCCGAACGUAUCAAAUGGCCAGCCGGAAGCUCGGGCAAAGCAAUCAGAGUCCAUUGCCAUCGACAGUCUUUCGAAUGUACUCUGGUCCCAACUCUUGAAAGCUUUCGAUACAACCACCAGCCUGGACGCCGACGAGCGUUUCCAAGUCAUAGCUAAGUCGCUGCGCUUGAUCCUCAUUGACGAUACCGGCUUCUCGUCGACCUCCAAUGUGGUUGAAAAGACGGUCGACUUCACCAAAGAGCUUGCAGCCUCGCUCCGGACUGCCUGGUGUAGUCAUAGGGACGCCUACCUGGUGCAUGGCGACGCUUCUCCGGUCCUUGGUCAAGCUUCUAAGGCCAUGUACCGUUUCGUGCGACAGACAUUGAAGAUUCCUCUGCUAGCUACGAAACAGCUCAAGACACCUAGUUCAGAAGAGCUCGUCAGUGGUUCUGGAUUUUAUGGAGAACAGGCUCCGACUGUAGGAUCUUACACGGGUAUAGUGUAUCGUGCUUUAAGGGAUGGGGCUUUAGCCAAAGUGGCCGUUGAUAUUGUAGAUUUGUCACUCGAGUAA